Molecule: messenger RNA, 447 nt
Organism: Linnemannia hyalina
Lineage: Eukaryota; Fungi; Mortierellomycota; Mortierellomycetes; Mortierellales; Mortierellaceae
Source: the annotation of a GenBank genome assembly
AUGGGGUCGAUUCGAACCUCAUCAGCGCCAACGUCUUCACCGCUGACUCCAGCACCGCUACUGCCAUUGCUUGUGCUUCAAGAGAACCCCUUCUUGAUCUUGAAAACCUCGUGCCAGAAGCCAUCAACAACAGCGUUCAAUCCAGCUGAAACCUCCACCAUCUCGAGGACGACAAGCAUCUCAAGACAGCCAGGCAACAUCCACCGCCAGCAACAACGAUACACCCCCAACCUCACAGAACCCAAGUCGUAUAACACAGUCCCCUCGUGCACCACAGGAAUCUACCCCUGCCUCCCCUGGCGCCUAGAAUUUCGCAACGACGAUGGCGAAUGCGAUACUCGGGCACAAAAUGCGCAGCACGCUCAUGGCGACAUGUACAGGAACAGUGACGAGGUGCCUCAGGACUACUACCAAGCGAUGACAUGGUACCUCAAGGCCGCCAAGUAA